AUGUCAAAGUCAUCCUUACUUUCAGUGUUGCUAAUAGCCCAUUGCAGUGUAGCUACCAGUGAUCUUCCUAAAGACAUAUUUGUCUUAGCAGGACAGAGCAACAUGGCCGGUCGAGGAGGCGUCAGUUCCGGCAAAUGGAGCGGUGACGUCCCACCGGAGUGCAAGCCCGACCCAUCCAUUCUUCGACUGAGUGCUAAACUAUCUUGGGAAGUAGCACAUGAACCACUGCAUUCAGACAUUGAUGUAGGGAAGACUUGUGGUGUUGGACCAGGGAUGGCAUUUGCUAAUGAAGUAAGACUACGAGCCAAUGAGUCGAGAGUUGGUGUGGUGGGUUUGGUCCCUUGUGCUAUUGGUGGGACCAAAAUUACCGAGUGGGGAAAAGGGACUCUAUUGUACCGUGAAUUGGUGAGACGAGCCAAUGUAUCUGUGAGUGAAGGGGGAAUAAUUCGAGCGAUUUUGUGGUAUCAGGGUGAGAGUGAUACAGUGAGGAAAGAAGACGCUGAAGCAUAUGCAGGCAAUAUGAAGAAUUUUAUCAUGGAUUUACGUUCUGAUCUUAAUAACCCAUCUCUUCUCAUUAUCCAGGUAGCCAUUGCAUCAGGAGAAGGCAAAUAUGUAGAUACCGUGAGAAAAGCUCAGCAGGGAAUUAAUAUACCUCUUGUUAAAUGUGUAGACGCCAAGGGGUUGCGCCUUAAGGACGAUCACCUUCACCUUACUACAAUAUCUGAGGUUCACUUGGGGAUCAAAUUGGCUCAUGCCUAUCUCACUACACUCAAGUAA
Molecule: messenger RNA, 777 nt
Organism: Pistacia vera
Lineage: Eukaryota; Viridiplantae; Streptophyta; Magnoliopsida; Sapindales; Anacardiaceae
Product: probable carbohydrate esterase At4g34215
Exons: 2
Coding region: 1-777 (258 amino acids)
Source: RefSeq, a predicted model, not a curated record